Messenger RNA from Cryptosporidium muris RN66, 2208 nucleotides. RefSeq lists its product as uncharacterized. The record is from RefSeq and is a predicted model, not a curated record. The transcript has a single exon. The coding region runs from base 1 to 2208 and encodes 735 amino acids. Lineage: Eukaryota; Apicomplexa; Conoidasida; Eucoccidiorida; Cryptosporidiidae.
AUGAGUUGUAUAGAACAUCUCUUAAGUUCAUGUUGUACUCUUAGAAAGGAUACUAUUGACAAUGAAUUACUAUGUAUUGUGUGCCCUAGUCCUAGUGAUCUGGAAGAUAAUUAUUUAGAUAAUGGUAUUCCUGCUCGUUAUAGAAGAAAUAAAAUUAAUGGAUAUAGAAAACAGAUAAAUAAGGAAAUAAAACAAUGGUCAGGAGAUGAAGUUGCUAGAUUUAUGUGUUGUCAUUUAGUUAUUGAAGAUUCUGAUACCCGUAACUUUAUUUUUGAUGAUAAUAAACAUAAAGAUAGAAAGAGAGAAAUUGAUAGAGCUAUAUUAUUAACUAAUAAUAUAACCUCUGGACAUAAUAAUUUAGAUAAAAAAUAUAGAAGACAUAAAAAGUAUUUUAAAGAUAUGAUUGAUAUAAAUAAAGAUAAAGUUAUAUCUCCUAAUGAUAAUAAUAAAAAGAUUGAAAGAUCUAAAGAAGAUAUUAAGAAUUUUUCGGGAAAUAAGGAAUUUUUUUUAAAUAAAAAAGAUAAAUAUGAUAAUAAAAAUCAAUCAAAAUUAAUUCAGACAAUUGAUAUGAAGGACAAUAUAUCAGAUAAUAUCAAUGAAAGUCAUAAAAUAUAUCAUAAAAUUCAUCAUAAUAAUGUAAGAGCAAAACCACAAAAAUUUUAUAGUGAUUCAGAUUAUGAAUAUUUUAAUGAUUCUAAACAUAAUGAACAUAAAUGCAGAAAACAUAAAAAGAAUAGAGAUUUAAAUCAUAGAAGAAAAAGUGACAUUAUUUCAAGUAUACAAGAUGAUAAUAAAUAUAUUGACUAUAAAGUAUUGAAAGAUCAUAAAAAAAAUCAAGUUGUUUUAGGAAAUACAAAUAAUAAUAACUUAUGUAAAUUUGACUAUUCAAGUAAAUAUUUGGAUGAUUCAAGUGAUGAAAUUUGGGAUUAUUAUAGUAAUUAUUCUAAUGGUUCUGAAUAUGAAAGUUCAGAUAUUAAUGAGGAAUUAUAUAAUCAUUUAAAUAGAAUUCCUAGAAAUAAUUCAAGUUUCUGUUCUACUUGUAAAGAAUCUAAUAUUUUCAAUUCACCAUAUUGUAAGAUUGAUCUAAUUCAACCAGAAGAAUCACAAGAAAAAAAAGGAUAUAACAAUAACAAUAACAAUAAUUUCCCUGAGAAUAUUUCUGAUCUUCAAUAUAAUAUGUCAUGCUCUAAAAAUUAUUUCCCUGUUGAAAAAACAAAUCGAAGAAAUUCUAGUCAUAAAAAAAAAUAUCAAGUUGUAAAUUCUAGAAAUUCGAUUAUUGGUAAAUAUUUAUCUAAUAGAUAUAAUAAAUUAAGUGAAGUUCAUUCCAAUAAUUCAGAUGUAAAUGAUGAAACUUUAGAUAGUCAUGGUAAUAAAGAAGUUGAACAUAAAUCUUCAAAAAGUAAAAGAUUAUUUAGACGUUAUAAAAAAUCACCAUUUAAAACAAUAGAUCCUAAAAAUAUUAAAAAUUUAGAUAAUAUUGAUCAAAAUACCAAAAAUAGAGAAAAUGAUAAAGUAUAUGAUUCAACAGAUAAUCCUAAAAUUAUUAAAAGAUAUUCAAAUACACCAAAUAAUAUUUAUGAUCGUAAUCAUAAAUAUCUGGAUAGUAAUUUAAAUAUAGAGCAAAAUUCUUCUUUACAAAAUAAAGAUAAUGAAGAUAUUUCUAAAACAUUUGUAACUCAUAAAGAUGGUUUAGAUAUUGUAUAUGAUUCUCAUAGUAAAGAAUAUUUUAAAGAAACUUCUGGGAAUGUAAAUGAAGGUGAUUCAGAAAAAACAAAUAAAAAUAUUAAAUCAAAGGCUUCAGUUAUAAAAACUGAAUCUGAAGAGGAAGUUAAUCUAGAAAUUAAUUUACCACCUCAAGGAAUUUUAAGACGACUAUCCCGUGGAUUACCAGCUGGUGUUGUACUUAAAGAUGGAUCUCCUCUUAGAUGUACAAUUGCUUAUUCUCAAGGUGAUAAUGAUCUUACAUUAACUUGUGAUGAUAAAAUUAGAAGUAUUCCUUGGAGUGAUAUUCAGAAUAUUAUUACUAAUAAAAAUGAACUUCGUCGAAUAAAUACUCGUGCUCCAAUAUAUAGAGAUUCUUUAGUUAUUGCUAUACAAUUGAAUAAAUCUGGUCAUUGUAUCCCUAUAAAAUUUGCUAAUGAAAGUACUAAAAGUGAUUUCUUGAAUUUUGCCUAUAAAAUGAUUAAUCAUCAACCAAUUACAGAAUGA